Molecule: messenger RNA, 853 nt
Organism: Balaenoptera acutorostrata (minke whale)
Lineage: Eukaryota; Metazoa; Chordata; Mammalia; Artiodactyla; Balaenopteridae
Product: NUT family member 2G-like
Exons: 2
Coding region: 134-853 (239 amino acids)
Source: RefSeq, a predicted model, not a curated record
GGAUGUCUUGGCCCUUGCUGAGGAGCUGAAGCAGGAGGAAGGACUCACCCCUGAAGAACUGGUGCAGAAACAACUCCUGGACUUGAAAGAGGAGGAAGGUGGGCCGGCAGCCCCGAGCCACAGUGCACCCGGAAUGGGCUCAAGUCCAUCUGAGUCCCACGCCGGCCAAGGUGCCCAGAGGCACGACCAAGACCGCCAUCGAGGGGUCAGUGAUGAAGCCUGCCCACCAGAGAUUGAUUUUGAGGCUCUUCAUAGGCCCAUCCGAGCAGACACUGGCCCAUUCGGGCCCAAAGUCUUUGUUCCCUCUCGAGGACGUCAGGAGGUCUCUCCAUUCCGGGCCGGACGGCCCUCCCCUCCCCAGGGUCAAAGGCGCACUGGCCCUCUACUGGGACCCAGGGAUGCGUCUCUUCUCAGAGAGGCGUCUCCUGUUCCGGAGGCCCGAGGGCCCAGGGACGCGUCCAGUGAGCACGAGGAGGCGCUCCACAGCCUGGCCUCCCUCUUGGCCUCUCCGCAGAGCCUGCCGCCUUGCCGGCUGUCCCAGAGUCCUGCCCCUGCCUCAGGCCUGGCCUCCCCUGGAGGUUGGGGGGCCAGGAGUGCUCCCCAGGCCCCCUCCCCUCAGAGAAGAGGCCCCAGCCCAGCUCCACCAGCCGCUCCCAAGUCGAGGAAGCGGGCUCUGUGUGGGCGCCCAGCCGCUGCUGAGAAGCUGCCCAUCCCCGGGGCUGGCCACGGGGUCUCUGUGAGGCCAGCCUUUGCUCUGGGGCUGGUUCGCCCCUCACAGCCGAGAAAGAGAAAGCGUGACCCGUUUGUCACAGGGAAGAGGAGGAAGAAGCAGAGGAAGCACUGCAGCCAGUAG